Leptomonas pyrrhocoris is the source of this 836-nucleotide messenger RNA. RefSeq lists its product as hypothetical. The transcript has a single exon. The record is from RefSeq and is a predicted model, not a curated record. NCBI's taxonomy places the organism in Eukaryota, Euglenozoa, Kinetoplastea, Trypanosomatida, Trypanosomatidae. The coding region runs from base 291 to 836 and encodes 181 amino acids.
AGGAGGUGCUUUCAUUUGGUUUUGUGAUACUCAUUGCCUGCCGCGCUUUCUUGUCGUUGCCUCACUUCAUCAAAUCCCCACAAAGUAUUCUCAGCGAUCCAACAAACACGUGCAAUCACCGACAUUAUUUGCGGAAACAUCAGCAGCCAAAGAAGAGAAGAUCCACAUCAGAGACGCGAAGCUGGUUUCUGUAAUUGAAGCACCGUUGGCCGUCUGUGCAGUCUUGCAUUCAAACAAAGGAGAAAUACACGAGUGAACACGGGCUGCGUUGACUGUUAAUCUGCUCAACCAUGACCACAAACUAUGAUGAUAGCAUGGUGGGUCGCGCCCACCUCUCUGCGGAGGAAGAGAACAAACUUGUCGAUCGUCUCUACUCACAAUCACUGUCCCGCAAGGAGGCGACGCUGGCGGAGCUGCAGGCGCGCUACUACCCCGUGGCGGCCCCGCUCACCAUCUCCAGCGAGGCGCUGCAGAAGAGUGUGAAGCGGCAGGUGGAUGAGGAGAUGGAGCAGCGCCGGCAGCGACGAGCCGUGAUGGACGCGACGGCCGCUGCGGCAGCCACGGGCUACGCCAAUCGCCGCGACCCAAAGGUGGCAACGCAGGCUACAAUUUCUCCCGAGGAGGUCGAGGUGAGCGUGCGCCGGAUGUACGACGAAACGCUUGCGCGCAAGAAGGCGAACAUGGCGGAGAGCGAGAAGCGCUACGCUUUUCAUCCGGAGGGCGUCACAUCGAAGAAGAUGCCGAAGGACGAGUUCCAAGCCUCUGUGGAGCGGAUGAGUAAGCCGAAGAAGACGGAGUUCACUACUGCUGAGAUCAACAAAAUAUACGGUCUGUAG